UUUUUUUUCUUGCUUUUGUUGAUGUUAUUUAUUUCUUUUUACUUGAAUAAGAGCAGUAAUAGUCUUGUAUAAAAAAAAUAUGAAGCUACCAUUUCUUUCAAAAAAGAAGGAAAAGGUUGAUAACGAAAACGAUGACCGGCCAAAUAAUGACUUGAGGCGAGUGGACUCAACUUCCUCUUACAUGCAACUUAGACGAAAUAUUUAUGUAAACAUGGAAUUACCAGCUUCAGAAUAUGACCAAAAAGGAAGGCGUAUUCAUCGCAACUAUGCAAAUAACCGUGUGCGAACAGCCAAAUAUACACCUAUUUCUUUUGUACCUAAAAACCUCUUUGAGCAAUUCCGAAACGUUGCCAACCUGUACUUCUUAUUUCUGGUGAUUUUACAAUGUAUCCCAUUGUUUGGUGUGACAGAGCCUGCUGUGUCAGCAUUACCACUUAUUGCAAUUUUAAUCAUUACAGCCAUUAAAGAUGCCAUUGAAGACUGGAAAAGAAACCAAAGUGAUGAUAAAGUCAACAACUCGCUUGUGUUACGAUUGUCCAAUUGGAAGAACGUCAAUGUUCCCGAAGUGACAAGAGGCCCUUGGUAUUAUCUGCAUGUUAUCAUCGGCUUCUUCUCAGUUUUAUCAGGUUCAGAAAACAAGUAUGCACACAGCUAUCGACAGGCGAAAAAAAAAGCCGCAGAUCAGCUCAAUUUGAAAGCAUCAGAAGAUUGUUUGCCUUUGACUGAUGCUGAACAAUCGAGUUAUUCCCCACCAACGCCUCCUCCAAAAACAUUGAUGACCACUGUUCGAAAACGAUCAGAUACAAUUCGUUCUAGUGUAUCAAGUAUUUUCAGCAAAAGCAACUUGAACACUCCACAAACAAAAAGACCCUAUCGACCAGGCGCUAUUCCUCACUCUGUACUUUACCGUUUACCCACACAAGAGACUGCACAUCAUAGACACAGUCGAAUCAUAGAAGAAAGUGAAGAUGCGCGUAGACCUUCUUUGCACCCCACAGCAAGUGGUGCCGGUGACACUGCGCCUAGUUGUCAAGUAAAAUGGGCCAACAUUAAAUGGAAAGAACUUCAAGUGGGUGACUAUGUGAUGAUCAAGAACGAUCAAGAUAUCCCGGCUGACAUUGUGAUUCUAUCAACUUCAGAAGCUGAUAACGUCUGCUAUAUCGAGACACAGAAUUUAGAUGGUGAAACUAACUUGAAGCAGCGUCAAGGUUUGCCAGGUACCUCUGGUCUCCGCACAGAACAUGAUUGUGAAGAAGCCCGAUUUUACAUUGAAAGUGAGCCACCUCACGUCAAUAUUUAUCAGUAUAAUGCAGUAUUGCGUUGGCAGAUUGAUUCAGACGAAACAAAUACAGUUCGAUCAGGUGUAUCGCAUGAAAAGGCUGAUGCUGUGACGUACAACAACAUUUUGCUUAGAGGCUGUGUGCUUAGAAAUACAGAAUGGGCCAUUGGUGUUGUUGUCUAUACAGGAAAUGAUACCAAGAUUAUGAUGAACACAGGUCGCACACCUUCAAAACGUAGUAAAAUAGCCAAGGCCACUAAUCCUCACGUUGUUGCUAAUUUUGUCAUCUUGGCUAUUCUUUGUAUCGUGAGUUCUAUUUUAGAUAGUGUCCAAUUCACGGGUAAUGGAUCUUCACGUUACUUUGAUUAUAAUAUUGAGGGGUCAAACGCUUCUUAUUCUGGGUUCCUUACAUUCUGGGUUACACUCAUUUUGUACCAAAAUAUCGUGCCUAUUUCACUGUAUAUUUCUGUCGAGAUUGUCAAAACAUUGGGUGCUUAUUUUAUUUUUGCCGAUCUGGACAUGUAUCAUGAAGAAACCGACACACCUUGCAUUCCCAAAACAUGGAACAUUUCAGACGAUCUAGGCCAAAUUGAAUACAUCUUUUCAGACAAGACUGGUACAUUGACUCAAAAUGUCAUGGAAUACAGAAAAUGUACAAUUAAUGGUGUGUGCUAUGGUAUUGCUACAACAGAAGCUACAAUGGGUGCUUUGAAACGUCAACAAAGUAGACACCAUUAUGGUCAGUCUGAUAUUAUGCUUGAUGCUGAUAACAUGGACAAUGUCACCUUGGAUGAAUUGAACCACACAUCUGAACCCUUCAUGCCAGAUGCUGCAGAAAUGGAAAAGUUGAAGAAAACCAUGUUCGAAAAGCAAGCAAAACUUUUCAAAAACACACAUAUUGGUCCUAACCCAACAUUUGUGGAUCCUCAACUUUUUGAUGACCUUGAACAAGAGUCUGGACAAUCUGCAGCCAUCACUCACUUUUAUCAAACAUUGGCGCUCUGUCACACUGUGAUUGCUGAGCAGCCUGAUAAAGAAAAUCCAGAUUACAUUGAAUACAAGGCACAAUCGCCUGAUGAAGCUGCUCUUGUUGCUACUGCUAGAGAUUUGGGUUUUGUGUUCUUGCGUCGUGACGGCAGCAAGAUAUUUAUUGAAGUCAAAGGUGAAGAGAAGUCAUUUACGCUGUUGAACGUAUUGGAAUUCAACUCAACUAGAAAGCGCAUGAGUGUCAUCAUUCAACCCUCGGAUAGUGACCAUAUUGUCUUGCUCUGCAAAGGCGCCGAUUCUGUCAUUUUUGAACGUCUUUGUACCGACUUUGGUACACAAACAGAACUAGAAAAGCAACAACAAGAACUCAGAGAUGCCACUACAAGAGAUUUGGAACAGUUUGCAAACGAAGGGUUACGUACACUUUGUCUUUCUUACCGCUUUAUCUCUCCUGAAGAAUACAAACCAUGGAACAAGCGAUUCCAAGAAGCUUCAUCAAGUCUUGUCAACCGUGAAGAGCGUGUCGAUGCUGUCAGUGAAGAAAUUGAGCAAAACAUGUUAUUGAUGGGUGGCACUGCCAUUGAAGAUCGUCUUCAACAUGGUGUACCCGAAACCAUUGCUGAACUUUCCAAGUCUGGUAUCAAACUGUGGGUCUUGACAGGUGAUAAAACAGAAACUGCUAUUAACAUUGGAUUUUCUUGUAAUCUCUUGACAACUGAUAUGGAAUUGCUUAUCUUGCGUUCUUCUAAUCGUGCAGAGACUGCUCAAAUGUUGGAUGAUACACUUCAAAAACUGAGCAAGGAAGCCGAGACAGAUACCGCUGCUGCUAAUGGCGAUAGAAAAUACGCAUUGGUCAUUGAUGGCACUACUUUGAAAUAUGCUUUAGAAGAUGCUACAAGAAGCAAAGUGCUUGCUAUUGGUAUGCAAUGCGCUAGUGUUAUUUGUUGUCGUGUGAGUCCCAAACAAAAGGCACAAGUUGUUCGCAUGGUUAAAAAGGGCCUCAAGGUGAUGACGCUGGCUAUUGGUGAUGGUGCAAAUGAUGUUUCUAUGAUUCAAGAAGCUAAUGUGGGUGUUGGUAUUUCUGGUGUAGAAGGUAGACAAGCUGUCAUGGCCUCUGAUUAUGCCAUUGCCCAAUUCAGGUUCUUGAGAAAGCUUUUAUUAGUUCAUGGCCGAUGGUCUUAUCUCCGUACUGCUGAAAUGAUUAUGGGUUUCUUCUUUAAGAAUAUUGUUUGGACCUUUGUCCUGUUCUGGUAUCAGAUUUUCUGCCAAUUUAACGGUAGUAUGGUGUUUGAAUAUGCCUUAGUUACAUUAUACAAUGUGGUCUUUACAUCCUUGCCUAUCAUCUUUUUGGGUAUUUGGGAUCAAGACUUGAGUGCUAAAUUAUCUCUCAAGUAUCCUGAACUUUACCGUAUGGGUCUGAGAAACGACAAGUUCAAAACCUGGAGAUUCUGGCUAACUAUUCUUGACUCUAUUUACCAAUCUUCCGUAUGUUUCUUUUUCCCUUAUAUGCUUCUUGUGGGUGGUGGUAUUGACCCCCAUGGCUAUGAUGCCAAUGGUCUUUAUGAAAUUGGUACUAUUGUAUCUAGUAUUGCUGUCUGCGUAGCCAAUUUCUUUGUCGUCUUCUCUCUCUAUAGUUACACAUGGAUCCAAGCAUUGGUGAUCAGUCUGUCAAUUCUAGUCUAUUAUGCAUUUGUAGGCAUUUAUUCGCAAUUCAACACCUUUAUUUUCGCUGGUCAUGUUCGCUUAUUUGGCACAGGAUCUUACUGGCUUAUUCUCAUAUUGACAAUUGUUGCCUGCUUCAUUCCUCGUGUGAUUGCCAAACAUUAUCUGCACCAAUACCACCCUUAUGAUAAUGAUAUUAUUCGAGAAAUUGAACUGGUUAUUCACAAGGGCAAAAAUAUUUAUGAUAAUAUGGAAAAGGAGCAAAUGAUUGAUAUAGAGGAGGAUAUAGUAUCUCGAUCAACUCCUGUUUCUUCUUACCAAUAUUCCAAGGAUAAACCUUAAAGAAGUGUAUUUCUAGCAUUUCCUAUUUAUUGUAUUUCUUUUUUGUAAAGUAUAUAUAACUGUCUACAACUACUGCUUAAUAAAAUAAUUACAUUCUUAUAACGAA
Gilbertella persicaria is the source of this 4376-nucleotide messenger RNA. RefSeq lists its product as uncharacterized. The record is from RefSeq and is a predicted model, not a curated record. Lineage: Eukaryota; Fungi; Mucoromycota; Mucoromycetes; Mucorales; Choanephoraceae. Gene Ontology annotation, molecular function: ATP hydrolysis activity; ATP binding; magnesium ion binding. Gene Ontology annotation, cellular component: plasma membrane. The transcript is spliced from 6 exons. Gene Ontology annotation, biological process: phospholipid translocation. Bases 182 to 4270 code for a protein of 1362 amino acids.